Molecule: messenger RNA, 972 nt
Organism: Stomoxys calcitrans (stable fly)
Lineage: Eukaryota; Metazoa; Arthropoda; Insecta; Diptera; Muscidae
Gene: P32
Product: complement component 1 Q subcomponent-binding protein, mitochondrial
Exons: 5
Coding region: 97-894 (265 amino acids)
Biological process (GO): cytosolic ribosome assembly
Cellular component (GO): mitochondrial matrix
Source: RefSeq, a predicted model, not a curated record
CAAUUAUUAAAUCAAUUGACAUAACUGUCGUUCGGCACGAGGAAUUUCUAAUAAAUAUUGAUCAUUAAGAAAAUUUUACAAAUUGUCAAUUGAAAUAUGAAUAGCCUUACUAAAGCAGCGUUCAGAUUUGUGGGAAGUGCUUCUUUGAAGAAUGCAUUCGGUGGCAAACGAGAUUUUACUCGCACUCUAUGGCACAUGUCGAAGAAUUUGGAUUGUGGCAGUGCGGCAACCAGUGGGGUACUGCAGCCGCAUAAACCUAGCUUGUAUUGCAGCUGCGGUUGCGGAAUGAAACAUCAUAUGCACACAAAAGGCGAGCGGGAGUUGGUGGAAUUUUUAACCGAGGAAAUCUUAGCAGAGCGUAAGGCCCAAAAAGUUAAAACUGUGCCAACAACUCUCGACGGGUUUUCCGUAAAGUUGGAUGGCGCUGAAGUUGAAUUGGCAAAACAAGGCGAAAAGGAAAAAAUUGUCAUCAAUUUCAAUGUUAACCACACUGUUGAUACCGAAGAUGAGCCGGAAAUUAACCCCACCGCAGAUAAACCAGACAUGGGAGAAAUGCGAAGCAAACCACAAUUUGAAGUAGAUAUUGUAAGAGGCAAUACCACACUUUCAUUCACGUGCUCCUUUUUGGAAGGCUCAGCGCAAGAAGGAGAAUAUAAUGACGUUUUCGGUAUUGAUGAAAUGACCAUCUACCAAGGCGAAUGGAAUGAAAAGGUCUAUGCUGUUGCCGGCGACGUGUUAGAUGGCUAUCUAUAUGACUUGUUGAUGAAUCUUUUGGAAGAGAAGGGUAUUAGCAACGAAUUCGUUGAAAAGAUGUCGGACUUGGCAACCGCCUAUGAACACUCUUCCUACAUUGGUCUGCUUGAAAGCCUAUCGAAGUUUACGACUGGAAAGUAAACAUAUGUCUUAUUUUCGCAUCCCAUGCUACAAUACUACUGGUAUGGAACGUAUAAAUACAAAGAAACAUUUUCGUUA